AUGACCCUCGAUCCUCUUGACAAGAAAUACCAAAAGUCCCCCGAUUUUCCUCCGGAUAAAGCGGACAACUGGCCUUACCCACCCGAACAAGAUGGUUGGAUGCUUGCUCACAAUUCUAUUCGCAAAGAAGUCGAACAGAUGAUUGAAGCUUUGGAAGCUUGCAACAAGAGUGGAAACGUCCAGCAGUGGCAAGCUGCUUGUGUCAAGAGAUUUUGGAAAUCCCAUCAUUCCAAUGAGGAUGACGUGAUGACUCCCUAUUUGGAAACAAGAGUCAACUACCCCGAGAAGCUUACCUCCGAUCACACUGAUUUGGUGAACAAACUUGAUCGAGUUGAUGCACUUGUCGAGUCCCUUGGUCAGAAGGAAGGUGACAAUCUUGCGGAAUUAAUCAAGGAGAUGAAGGAAUACAAAGAAAUUAUGUUUCCACACUUGAAAGAAGAAGAAGAACUGGGUCUACCUUUGUCUAGAGCAUACUUCACAAAAGAAGAAAUUGGUGCACAAACUCAAAAGAUUCUCUCCCGUGCUCCCAAGGUCGAGCUUGGAUCUUUCAUUGUAUGCCAAGGAGUUGAUGAAUUUCGCAAUGGUUUUAUGAAACGUAACCAAAUUCCCACAAUUGCUUGGUAUGCCCAGUUCAAGGGGUGUGUGGCGGCUUUUGACCAGGAAUUCACAAAGCCAUUGGAGGCAGUGAAAACUGGAACCGAGCCUGUCGAAGCAAGUUGCUGCACUAUUCAGUAG
Molecule: messenger RNA, 735 nt
Organism: Cylindrotheca closterium
Lineage: Eukaryota; Bacillariophyta; Bacillariophyceae; Bacillariales; Bacillariaceae
Source: the annotation of a GenBank genome assembly